Pseudophryne corroboree (corroboree frog) is the source of this 2902-nucleotide messenger RNA. It is a transcript of the gene ATE1, whose product is annotated as arginyltransferase 1. Gene Ontology annotation, cellular component: cytoplasm. Gene Ontology annotation, biological process: protein arginylation. The transcript is spliced from 12 exons. The record is from RefSeq and is a predicted model, not a curated record. Bases 126 to 1664 code for a protein of 512 amino acids. Gene Ontology annotation, molecular function: arginyl-tRNA--protein transferase activity. NCBI's taxonomy places the organism in Eukaryota, Metazoa, Chordata, Amphibia, Anura, Myobatrachidae.
AGAGUAGAGGCUUGGGGGAAAGCUGCUUUGCCAGCGUGAGAUAUGGCCGCUGAGAUCCGGGAUUGCGCCUGCGCGCUCCCGGGUGACUGAGUGACCGGAGGAGUUCAGCAGCAGCAGGGAGAAAGAUGGCGGCAGCCAGUGGGGUGUCUAUGAGCAUCCUGGAGUACCUCGGCGGGGAGGAGGGGAACCGGUGCGGCUACUGUAAGAGCGAGGCCGGUAACAUCUCCCAUGGCAUGUGGGCACACUCCCUCACUGUGGAUGAUUACCAGGAUCUGAUAGACAGAGGAUGGAGACGGAGUGGGAAGUAUGUAUACAAGCCUCUGAUGAGCGAGACAUGCUGUCCCCAGUAUACUAUCAGGUUGUCUGCCCCGAAUUAUCAACCCAGCAAAUCUCACAAGAAAGUCUUUAAAAGAAUGCAGAAAUAUCUUCAAUCUGGAGAAAUGUCUCAUUCUAAAAAUGAUGGUAUUUCUGUAGAGCCUAUGGAUUCUCAGGCAGACAGCCCUGUCUCGUUCAAGGUCUCCAUUACAGACCACACUGAAAUCUCUGGGGAAGAGCUGAAACCAGUCGCCACAGAGAUAGAGGAAUCUGAGAAAAAACAGGGAGCUAAGGAAAUGCCGUCUAACAUUGACAUUAAUGAAGAUCAGGCAGAUUUGAUACAAACUAUCAACACAAAGCCAAACACAUCGACUCUGAAACCAGGUAGCGGUCCUGACGCAAGUAAGCCCCCCUGCAGGAAAGCUAAAGACAUCCGUAAGGAACGUCAUUUGCAAAAACUACGUCUUAAAAAGGCUGAUCAGACUGUGCCUACAGAGGAACCAAAUAUUGUCCCAACCAAUGCAAAACCCAAAGCAAACAGCAACAAACCUAUAGAGGAAUUUCUAACUGUGGCAGACCCGGAGAGCGCAGCCCACCGACUUGAGGUCAAGUUAGUUCCAGUCUCCAUGGAGGACCCCGAAUUCGAGUCAUCCUUCGAAUGUUCUGCAGCUCUUUACGCCAAGUACCAGAUGAGCGUGCACAAGGACCUCCCUUAUGAAUGCGGACCAGCAGAGUUCACCAGGUUUCUCUGCGAUUCUCCGCUAGAGUCCGAGACGCGGCCAGAUGGUCUCUUUUGUGGCUAUGGCUCCUUUCACCAGCAGUAUUGGCUGGAUGGGAAGAUAAUUGCUGUUGGAGUUAUUGACAUCCUGCCUUAUUGUGUGUCUUCCGUGUACCUCUACUACGACCCUGAUUAUUCUUUUCUCUCCCUUGGCGUAUACUCUGCCUUGCGAGAAAUAGCAUUCACCCGCGAGCUGCAGACAAAGGCCGUCAACCUGCGCUAUUACUACAUGGGUUUCUACAUCUUCACAUGUCCCAAGAUGAGAUACAAGGGUCAGUAUAAGCCAUCAGAACUCCUUUGCUCGGAGAGCUAUACCUGGGUUCCCAUAGAGAAAUGUUUACCACUACUUGAGCGCUCUAAAUACACGCGCUUUAAUAGCAACCCUAAAGAAGGGGACAAAGACCGGCUGACAGAGCUGGGGCGCGUUCGAGUCCUGCACAAGCGUACAGUGAUGCCUUACAGUGUAUACAAGAAGAGACACAGGGGGCCAAGUGACGAGACUGUUGUUAGACAGUAUGCAAGCUUGGUGGGCCAGACCUGUGCGCAACGCAUGUUGCUGUACCGCAGCUGAAAUCCAAACUCUGUAUAGACCUCUGAAAUCUGAAGCUUUGUGGAGUAGCCUUCUGCGAAGACUGCAUGUCCAUAUUUUCACCAACUUGGUAUUAGACUCUUAAUAUGAUUGGCAUGGGAAUAAACCUUACACACAAUGGCCUCUCGUUACCUACCAUAAUAUAUGUUCCUACUCCCACUUGAUUAGUGUCUGGGAGGACUAUGCAAUGGGCUUAAAGAAAUUUAUAUAUGGGGGUUUGUGUAAUAGGGUGCGACUUGCAUGGAGCAGCACUAUUUCGGGGACUCGCCCUGCAAAUUUAAAGUAGCAAUUAUUCAAAAGUAAAACCAGCUUGGUUUUGCUCUUUAAACUAUUGCUGCUUUAAAUCUCCAGCCAAGAACGCCAAAAUCGCAUUGCUUCACACAACUCGCACCUUAUUACAUAAAACCUGUGGUCUUUCAUGUUUUGCUAGUCUCAUUCAUACCAGAAUGACUACCUUUAUUCUUUAUAAUAUAAUAAAAUGUACUCUAAAGCAAUAGAGUGAAGCUGUUGGCAUGUAAUUGGUUGCACUUUAAAUUAUUUGUGUGAUGACUGUUUUCUUUUUGUUUAAUUACCCUGGAAUCUAUUAUACUGAUUUGUUUUUACAUUUAGCAGUUGUGCAAGUUAAAGUAGCAGUGCCCUGUGGAGCAAUAUAUUACAUCAGCCACUGGCAUUUGCAUAGCUAACCAAACGUUUACCUAAAUAGACCACAAUAUUAAUUUGCCUUAAAGGUAUCGUGAGUCCAUUAAAGCACUAACUAGGUAUGUGAUUCUAAGGCUUCAACACAUCUCCUGUCACCUCUGUAUAUUACAGUGUUAUGAUCUUUAACCUCUAUCCUGACAGCUGAGACUACCCAGUUAAGUAUGACCCCACCCCGAUCCCUUGUCACCCCACGUGCCUCUGUGACAGUGAUGGUAGUUGGCAGACAAUGCCUUAUUCAUAUAGACCUGUGGGGGUGCACCCUAGAAGCUCCCCACUUUCUUACUUGGAAUUUGUAAGUUAAAAUUUGUCCUACCCAGUAAGCGAUUCCUGUUUAUGGAAUACAUUGGUGGUUUGAUGACGUAUCUUAUAAAUCAAAGGGAGGCUAAACAUUGAUAUGCUUUUUUUGGUCUGUUAACCUUCUGUCAGUUACACUUCUGUUUAUGGUAUUUCUUUUAAGUUUUGUGGUUAAAGAGACAUUGAAAUGUUUUUCUUUUUAUCCCAAUAAAAGCCUUUAUCACUUA